AAUGACCCCGGAAGUAAAUGGGGGUUAGGAAGGUUUUUGUAAUGGGAAGAAAAUUGGCGUGACAGAACCCAAUAUGCACGAGCUGGCUAAUCGUUACUUAACUGUUUUUUUCUUCGUUUUUGGGUAAAUAUCCCAACCAUCCAUCCGUUAUAUAAAUUUAAAUAUUGACUUUAAAGCCAUCGAAGCCCUUUUUUUUUCUCGGUGUCCAUUUUGUAUUUCCCCUCUUUUACACGACUAAAAAACGCGUCACUCAGCUAACCAACGUUAGCCACAGUUAAGCUAACCUAACAUAGCCACGCCAAGAUGGACGCAGCUGCGGCGGAGGUGCUUGAAGACGCCGGGGCAGAGGAGCAGUCCAUCGCUAUGGAUGUUGCCACGCCAUCAAACAUCGCUAUGGAUGUUGCCACGCCAUCAAACAGCAGUGCGACAGCGGCCGAGGGUACCGCAGAUGGGCCUGAAAUUUGUUGCCAAGAUUGUGGCGAGGCCUUCAGAGAAGAAGCAGGCUACUUGGAGCAUCGCAAUCAGCACCCUGACGGAAGCUGCCUAAUGUAUUUAGAGCCAGUGGAAGAUUUGGAUGAUGCAGACAAAGAUGGAGAAAGUGCAAGUUACUGUAAUUUCUGCUCAAAGUCAUUUGGUGAUUUGAGUGAAUUCCACUUACACAUGGAGAACCACCGCAGUCAACACCUUGACACUCAGCCGAUUUCAGGGGCGGCGAAGCCCACCUUUCAAUGCGAGGAAUGUGGCAAGAGCUAUUUUAUGUUCGGACACUAUCUCAAUCAUCAGCGCUCCCACAUUCAGGCAUCAAAAUCUCUAUUUAAAGACUUGGAACAGUUGAAGAAAAAGUCCUUUCAGUGUGAAUCUUGCGGUCGGAGUUAUUCUCGUCAGUCUGCCCUUGAUGCCCACCGACGUUGUCAUGAAGGAAAAUUAAUCAAAUCCCGAAACAGGACUUCAGAGGAAUUUAUUCCUCCUGUUGAGACAGCAGCUGAAGCCAAGCCUGUUGAAAACCAGACUUGUGCUAUUCCCGAGAAGCUUAUCAGUUGCACUUGCGGUAAAGCUUUUUCUUCUUUAAAUGGCUUGAAAACACACCAGCGAUUCAGCCGCUCCCUCCAGUGCUCUAAAAUAGAAAUUAAAGUAAAGCAGAAGAAAAAUGUGUAUAACUGUAAGGACUGCAAGAAAAUUUUCCAUGGCCAUCUUGCUUGGUUCAACCAUGAGAAAUGGCAUGAAAACCGAGCAGAAGGCUCUGCAAACCGAUUUCCAUGUGAGACCUGUGGAAAAGUGUUUAUGACUCAAACCUUCUACUUAAGACACCUCCGCACGGUGCACAGCGAGGCCCCGGCAAAGUCAUUUCUCCACCAAGUGGGCCAGGUGCAGAAAAGGGCGCUUGAAUGUAAAGACUGUGGCCUCAAGUUUUCUAGACCGUCAGCAUUUCACUCUCAUCAGCUUCAACACACAAAGGAUUUUAAAGAAACCGAGGGAUUGGCUGAUAUGCAAAAACCUCUGGUACAACAGCAGAUUACUUUGCAUGGUGAACCUAUAUUGAGAUAUCAAGCAGACGCACAGAAUGUUCUCCGGCUUAAGAGUGAUGAUGACCCACUUGCUAAUGAAGAAGAUAUGGAGAGUUAUGAACCUGGGGAUUUCAACGUCCUGGUGAUCAGUGCCAGUGAAUCGGAGGAGGAGACCGUUCAAGACUCUCAUUUUGAGCUGGACAGCGAAGCUGAUCAACAGGCUAAAGACUUUGCCGAAACAGUCCCUGCUCCCAAUCCACCAGAGCUGGGCUUGAAAAUUGUACAGGUUGAUCUCGAGUCUGGCAAGGAACAACGCCCAACGACAGAAGCCGAAAACACAGCGGCGGCAGAAAGAAUUGAUUGUCCAGAUUGUUACCGGUGGUUUACUAGUGAGUCGUCUCUGCGGGCUCACUUAAUGUGGCACAACGUUCAUGAGAGGAGACGAAAGAAAGCCAACAGGAUAAAGUUGAACUUUUCGCAGAUGUACAGACCGAGGCCGUCAACUGUGGAGGUCUUGAGAAAAGUGGGGGAGGUGCAGAAUGACCAGGAGAUGGAAGCUGACUGUCAAGUGCAGCAAGAAAGUUCCAACUCCAUGAAGACGGUCCACAGGUGCAACAUUUGUGGGAAAGGAUAUGCGUAUCUCCUAUCUUAUCGAAAGCAUCUGCAGCUGCAUAAGAAGCGGUCCUCUUCAAUCAAAAGCUUGCACGGCGACACCGCCAAUACGUACGACUGCCCGAUUUGCGGAAUGGGCUUCUACAGGAAAACUCGUUUGCAGGGUCACCUGUUAACCCACAGGCUACACGACGUGUACCGGUGUGAGCAGUGCAACAAGGACUUUGAGUCUGUCAGUUCAUGGGUGACUCAUGAAGAACUCCAUAAAACCAGGCCCUUUUGGUGUCUCACCUGUGCCAAAGGGUUUAGACAAGAGGAAUUUCUUGAUAAACACCUGCAAAGAGACCAUAUGGGGAAUUACAAGUGCAACGUUUGCCCCAAACGCUAUCUCACGCCAGCCCUGCUCAGCGAUCACAUCAGUAUGCAUUAUUCACCACGUCUCAAGAAGGCAGCCAGUGAUGAAAAGGAAAUGAAAAAUGGAGAUUUGUCUAUUCCAAAUCAAGUGCUUGAAACAGGGACGGGGCUGGGGGCUGAGCCGGGGACGGAGCCGGGGACGGAGCCGGGGACGGAGCCGGGGACGGGGACGGAGCCGGGGACGGGGACGGGGACGGAGCCGGGGACGGGGACGGGGACGGAGCCGGGGACGGAGCCGGGGACGAAGCCAGACAAAGCCAGAGAGCUGUGUGAAGAUGAAGAGUUUGCUCACUCUGACCACUCUGAUUGUGGGGAGCCUUUGCACAAGCCCCCCAAAUUGUCCACAUCUCUAGCCUGUCAUCCAGGAGUAGUAGUAGAAGCGCAAACUGUGCCGGUUCACAAUGGCGGCGAAAAACCGGAGCAAAAGCAACGCAGGUCGUAUCAUAAGUACUGGGAAUGGGAGUGUUUUGAAUGCGACAUGGGCUUUGAUGACGUGUCUCAUCUUCAUUUGCAUUACAUCAAACAUGCUACUGGAGAGGUGCCUUUUCUACAUGAAAUGGAGGGAUGA
Molecule: messenger RNA, 3099 nt
Organism: Entelurus aequoreus (snake pipefish)
Lineage: Eukaryota; Metazoa; Chordata; Actinopteri; Syngnathiformes; Syngnathidae
Product: zinc finger protein 595
Exons: 3
Coding region: 304-3099 (931 amino acids)
Source: RefSeq, a predicted model, not a curated record